Penaeus indicus is the source of this 617-nucleotide messenger RNA. Its product is annotated as autophagy-related protein 16-like. Gene Ontology annotation, biological process: autophagosome assembly. The transcript is spliced from 3 exons. The record is from RefSeq and is a predicted model, not a curated record. Lineage: Eukaryota; Metazoa; Arthropoda; Malacostraca; Decapoda; Penaeidae. The annotation marks the transcript as partial. Gene Ontology annotation, cellular component: autophagosome membrane.
AAAUGGAAGAAAAUUAAAUAAAUCAUAACAUCAAAAGGGAUUAGCAAUUGAUCACCGACGAACCCCUCCCGUACACGAAAUAAAAGAAAGGAGAAAGAAAGGAAAUAAAAGGGAGGAGGCAGCCCCCCCUUUAUUUUCGUUUUGCGAGUGUAAGCGACCCAAAACAACUCCCAUAGAAGGCGUCGUGGGAUGGCUCUGUGCUGGAAGAAAGCCUCGGACGCCCACUGGAGGCACGGGAUAUACCACAAACUACGCGACAGGAAUAAAAAGGAGUAUGAGAAUAUUAACGAGCUCAUCCAGUUGCAUAAUCGGCUCUUUGAGCAGAGUGAAUUAUUGAGAACAGAGAACCUACAGCUAACACUUCAAAAUGAGAAACUUCGUCAGGAGAACUCAGACCUACACAGUAAAGGAGCUGGAGGGGAUGGGGGCAGUGGAACCGGUUCUGCUGCUGCGGGUGCCUCCUCGCAAGUGGUUCAGGCGCUGGAACAGAAAUUGUACAAGUUACAAGAAGAAUUAACUGACCUCCACAGACGAAAGGGUGAAAAUGCCCAGCAGCUGGUGGAGUUAAACCAGUGCCUUCAGGAACGUGACAAAUUACUGGCAACCAAAGAAAAUAA